AUGAGCCGUGAGUCCUCCAAGUAUUUGAAGCACCGACGUUUCGUUGUGAGUGCAUGCCUGGUGGUCUCGUCUUCCAUUUCGAGGCGUUCACUCUGUACAAGCCCUCCUAAAAAUGCCAGCACAGGUGGCAGACUUUGGCAGAGGAUUCCCUUGCGCCGCGGCUUGCUUCUUCCACAGCUUGGCUUUGGCACUGGGCGCCCAGGUGGUUCACGAGAGCCUCAGGUGACCCUUGAGGAUGGGCGCCGGAGACUGGUGGCAGCGGUGAAAACAGCCCUGCGGACUGGCUACCGCUUGGUGGACACAAGCUUGUUUUCAGGCAUGGAGACAGCAGUUGUGGAGGGCAUUCGUCAAUCCGGCGUUGAGCGGUCAGAGGUGGUGGUUGCGACGAAGCUCCUCCAGAUGGCGCACAACAGUUCGGAGGCGGUGCACGCGUCUGUAGAGAAUUCUUUGCGCAAUUUGAACUGCAGCUGCAUUGAUCUCUAUCUGCUGCAAAGCCCGCGGGCGGGCCGAAUUUUAGACGUAUGGCCUCAAUUGAUCCGCCUUCGCAAUGAAGGCCUGAUUGGUGCCUUGGGUGUGUCCAAUUUCGGUGCCCAUCAGCUGGAGGGCAUGAGGCAAUCUGGCCUGGAGCUGCCCGAGGUGAAUCAGGUGGAAGUCCACUGUUGGCGACAACUUCCUGCCCUCACAGAAUAUCACAGGACGCACGGGAUAGUCACCAUGUGCAUGGCACCACUGGCCAGGGGCGAGAUGUUUGGAAAGACCGAAGUGGCGACCAUUGCCCAAGAGCUCGGGCAAACAGAGGCAGCAGUUGCGGUCCGUUGGUGCUUGCAAAUGGGAUACAUACCCAUCCCAAGGUCUGUCCGAUCGUCAAGAAUUCUGGAAAACACUGCAUCCGGAUUUGAGCUUAGUGUCAGCCAGAUGGAGAGGAUUGGCCGGAUGAAUGUAGCUUAUGUUGCCUGUCGAAAGGCGUCUCCAUGUUGUGAGAUACCAUGGGAAGCUAUUGCUGAGAGUAUUCCAGACAAGUCAUUGUGGGAUGAGAGCAAGAAGCGCAAGGUUGAAGCUGCAGAACGGCGGAGCCAGCUGCAGGAAGAGCGAGCUCGGAAGGCCUUGGAGAGGAAACAGCAGCAAAUCCGAGCACAGGCUCAAUUUCUGGAGCACCUGGCUGCCUCCCAUGGCCGUGCGCUCACGGCUCCUGGAGGAAGGCUUGGAGGCGAGUCAGAGCAACUUGACAUGUUGCACCGUGCUUCGGCAGAUGGCCACUACGCGCGGCUAUCAGAGGCCCAGCAGCAACUGCAAUUGGUUUCCCUGGGCUCUUUCUGCGGAAUGAAGUUUUCUAUCCAGCGACUUGGACUUGGAGACGCUCAUCUUCCUUUUGAUUGGAUUCGGACGACCUCCCAGGGCUUGGAGCGCUUCCUCAAGCAUGGCUUUGAUGAUUUCUUUGUGGCUAAGAGAUACGAUCUGCCAGAAGCUGGGAUGAAAGUUCACCGGGCUGAGCAUCAUUCCUUUUGGCACGAUGAUGUGAGUCAGCCCGAAGUCCGAGAGAAACUCUUGCGUCGAGUGAAUCGUUUCCUGGGGCUGGCAGAGAAUACACCGGAGUCUCGGGAUUUGCUCUUCAUCAGAAGCUGCGCCUGCACCGAUGAACUGCGGGAAGCAGAGGCUCUUUAUUCUGCACUCUGUGGGCGCUUCACAGUGGGUCCAGGAAGGAGGUUGCUGCUUGCCAUGGUGGUGGAUGGUCAGGAGCGCUAUGAGGGCCCCAUUCUCCACGCAUUUUUGCCAGGCUUGGCCUUUUUUCUACAGCCGCUGGCGAAUGAGCAGGAAGGCACAGAUGGGAAGGCCUUCAGUUGGGCUGUCGGGGCUGCCUGCGAUGCUGCGCUGGCGGUGUGCGAAUUUGAAGGUGGGGAUACGUCAGAAAGAUCCGAAGUGGUGGAACGUCUCCAGCAGCAGCUCAACGCCUUGAAGCAGAAGACCUUCAAACUGAGGCGACUCAAGAAAGGUGAACGACAAGGUCUUCUUGACUCUGGAGCCACUCAUCCACUUCGACCUGUGAAGAAAGGUGAAGAUGUUGAAAGUUACAAGAGGGUUCAGGUAGCCCUAGCAGAUGGACAAAUCACCAGUCUCCCUAUCUCUCCAGGGGGAGCCAUGGUCUCAGUUGACGCCGACAUCGAGCCGAUCAUCCCAAUGGGGCUCCUGACUGAAAAGCUGGGAUGUUCCGUGAUUUGGUCAAGAAGUCAACUCAGGGUAGUCCACCCCUUGCGAGGAGAGCUGCCUGUUGAAGAUCAAGAUGGAUGCCCUCAGCUGCCACGACAAGUGGCCCUGGACCUCAUUGAGGAGCUCGAGAAGGUGAAGAAAGGAAUGAAGUUGAAGGAGGAGAAUGAUUUUGAAUGGGAGAUCAAGUGGAUGGAAGACUAUGUGAACGCCCAUCCCGUCUUGAGCAGACUCCCCAAGGAAGUGAAAGAAUCGCUGGUGGUCAAGCCGGGUGAAUGGUCAGAUCUCCCAGCCAACAGAAGAAAGCGAAAGGCCAUGAAACGAGAUGGCUAUGUAUGCCACUUGUACGCAGGAGCUGACGAAGGAUUCACCUUUGAAAGAGCCUGGAAGCAGAAAGGAGGUGAAGAACGAGAGCUCCUGGAGGUGGACAUCAAAAGAGGCCCAGGCCAUGACAUGCUCCUGGACCGAGGACCCUAUGCGGGACUAGUGAGGCUCUUAGCUUAA
Molecule: messenger RNA, 2706 nt
Organism: Durusdinium trenchii
Lineage: Eukaryota; Dinophyceae; Suessiales; Symbiodiniaceae
Source: the annotation of a GenBank genome assembly